UACCAAAUAUACCAAGAAUUAAAAUAUGCAAGAAAUUUUAUAAAAGCAGAAAAAAUUGAAGAUUACACUACAACACAGAAAGCAAUAGAAGAUACAAUAAACGCAAAACUUCAAGAACUUCUUGAAAGGCCAAAUUUAAUCUCAGAAGAGAUAUGA
Molecule: messenger RNA, 156 nt
Organism: Scutellospora calospora
Lineage: Eukaryota; Fungi; Glomeromycota; Glomeromycetes; Diversisporales; Gigasporaceae
Source: the annotation of a GenBank genome assembly